Molecule: messenger RNA, 3839 nt
Organism: Conger conger (European conger)
Lineage: Eukaryota; Metazoa; Chordata; Actinopteri; Anguilliformes; Congridae
Gene: ndrg4
Product: NDRG family member 4
Exons: 19
Coding region: 174-1598 (474 amino acids)
Biological process (GO): positive regulation of ERK1 and ERK2 cascade; signal transduction; brain development
Cellular component (GO): cytoplasm
Source: RefSeq, a predicted model, not a curated record
GGAGGAGGAGAGAGAGCGAGCGUGAGAGAAGGGAGGGCGAGCGAUCAUCAUCGGGCAGGCAGCCUGGUACGCACGCACACGCGCACACAAGGAGGAAAAACCGAGAGAGAGACAAACGCACAGACGGCAACACCCAGGCGGCAAGCGCUUCAGUGAAUCCAAAACCGCUUCAGAUGGGGCCUGGAUUGUUGUGGAAGUUCUCCUCAAAGGCUUGCUGCACUGUUUCUCACAGCGUGCUGCAGACCAUGUUGCUCUCCAAGAUGGCUGGGAUGAAGGAGCAGCAGUUCACCGAGGAAAAACCCCUCCUGCCAGAACAGAAAGCAGGACAGGACUCUGACAUGCCGGAGCAUGGAGCUGAGGCUCAGUGCGCCAACGAGCCGCCCUCCGCCUCCCCUCCGCCCGCCGCCACCGCCGCCCCCGCCGCCCCAGCCCCCCCGCCCUCGGCCCGCCCCCACCGGUGGCACUCAUUCGCCCGCCGCUGGCUGCGUAUCACCCGCCAUCGCACCAGCGGGUACACCCCGGAAAACUGCGACACCUUUGUCUCUCCGGGAGACUGGAAGGAACAUGAUAUCGACACCCCCUAUGGCAUGCUCCACGUGGUCAUCCGGGGGGCACCCAAGGGGAACAAGCCUGCCAUCCUCACCUACCACGACGUGGGGCUCAACCACAAGCUGUGCUUCAACUCCUUCUUCCAGAAUGAGGACAUGCAGGAGAUCACAAAGCACUUUGUGGUGUGCCAUGUAGAUGCCCCAGGGCAGCAGAUUGGGGCCUCUCAGUUACCCCAGGGGUACCAAUAUCCCACCAUGGAUCAGCUGGCAGGCAUGCUACCCAGCGUGGUGCAGCACUUUGGAUUUAAGAGCAUUGUGGGAAUUGGAGUUGGGGCUGGUGCCUACAUUCUGGCCAAAUUUGCUCUGAUUUUCCCUGAUCUUGUGGAGGGUAUGGUUCUGCUGAACAUCGAUCCCAAUGGGAAGGGCUGGUUUGAUUGGGCAGCAAGUAAGAUAUCUGGACUCACCAGUGCUCUGCCAGAUACUGUCCUGCCCCACCUCUUCAGCCAGGAGGAGCUGGUGAGCAACACGGAGCUGGUGCAGAGCUACAGGCAGCAAAUCAACAACAACAUCAACCAGUUCAACCUGCAGCUCUUCUGGAACAUGUACAAUGGUCGUCGGGACCUGGAGAUGAACCGCACUGGGACAGUGUUGAACGCCAAAACCAUCAGGUGCCCAGUCAUGCUAGUUGUUGGUGACAAUGCCCCAGCAGAAGAAGGGGUGGUGGAGUGCAAUUCCAAGCUGGACCCCACUAACACCACCUUCCUGAAGAUGGCUGACUCCGGUGGCCUGCCCCAGCUCACACAGCCUGGAAAACUGACUGAAGCUUUCAAGUACUUCCUCCAGGGAAUGGGAUACAUUGCGUAUGUAAAGGAUCGAAGGUUGAGUGGAGGGCCAGUGCCCUCUGCCAGUAUGACGCGUCUGGCCCGCUCCAGGACAGCCUCUCUCACCAGCGCCAGCUCGAUGGAGGGGUCCCGCGGCCGUGCCUGCACCCACUCGGACAGCAGCGAGGGCGUCGGCCAGCUCAACCACACCAUGGAGGUCUCCUGCUGAGCAGCCGUGCGCUCGGACGGACGGACGGACGGACGGAGGGGCGCGAGGGACCGGGAGAGCCGCCGGCCGAACCCCCUACACCAGAGUCCGCCGGUUUGCUGGGGGGGCUUCCUGCUCUCUCUCUCUCUCUCUCUCUGCCCCUCGCUGUCUUUCCUUCUGGCUCUGUCACUUCUUCCUCUUUCCCAUCUCUCUCUCUAUCUCUCUCUCUCACUCUCUGUAAUUGUACACAGACCUUAUUGUCCCCAGAACUGAUGAAAAUGUUUUUUGAGAUGCCAUUUUCGAUAAUCCCUGCCCCUACCCCGUUCCCAUAGUUGUGUUCAAUAGUGACCCUCCCCCCAUCCCCCCAUGCCUGCUCCCCUACCCCUGAUGUGUCAGUCAUCUGUCGGAUCAUGGAAAGAGAUGUGGAGGGGGGGGGGGCAGGGCUGAUGGGUGGGGGUGAUGGGCGGGGCUGUUCAGGUGUCGGUAGCAGGUGUGUUCACAGGUGUUCCUCUCUCUCCUGGGAGCAAAGGCACAGCACGGCUCAAACAGGUGGAACGAUAGCGGGGAAGCGCUGUAUCCCAAUUCUCCAAAAAUGCAUCCUCCUCUCCUCCACUCGUCUCCUCCCCACAUACUUCCCAAUAGGGGGAGGAGACAGGCGAAGGAAAGAAGGAUACAGUUUGUUGAGGAUUGCGACACACCCCAGGUUGUGUGUGUGUGGAGUGGAGGAAGGGUGUGAGGCAAUUCCUGGUUGUGUCCGAGGCCUGUUGCGCAAUAGCAUGUAGCCCCACACCUGCCCUGGGAAAGGGCCGCCCCUUCUGACUGACACCUUCUCACCCAGACACCGUUUCAGGCAGAGUCACCAUCGUGCCGCUGAUGUAAACAUUGCUCUCCUUCUCCAACACAUUGAGGUUGAGAUUUGUGUGGCAAAGUCACUGUAAGCACAAGGGAGCUCCACUAGUUCAAGGUUUGCGAAGCCUAGUCUCACUGCCAGCAAAAAUAAGAGCAGAUAUACAGCCGUGUCACUGCCGUUGACUGGUCACUGCACUGAGCAUGCUCAGUUGAGGUUUAUAAUCAGAAAGGUUUAUAGUCAAAAAUGACGUGUUGGUAACCAACAAGUCAAGGGGGAGGAUGUGAUGUGAUUGAGGAACAGGACAGUGUGUGAGGUUUAUGGUAAGAGAGGUCUGCCAUCAGUAGGAGUUAUAUUUCAGCAGAAUCCGUAUGGGAACAAGGGCCUAAAGAUGAGACAUUCUCCAGCAACAAAACAUUGACUUCCACCCGCACAACAUCAUUUGACAUAAACCUCCACCCUAGUUUAAAAAAACAUCCACUAACAUUCAAAAGAACAUCCACAUACCGAGAACAUCCACAUACCAAGUGAAGAAAAAACAUCCACAAGCCUCCACCCAAGUUGUGAAGACAUCCACCUCCCUCCACCUGUAGAAAUCUCACCUCCACACGGCUCGAGCUCCCUGGUUUUGGGUCGGGGGCCGGCGGUACCGGGCGGCGGGUCUCCCCGGGGCCUUGUGGGUCCAGAGAGAUGCAGUUCUGCCGAGGAUCGGUCCACAUGGCUCUCCUCUCCGAUGACAAUCAUGUUCCCACUCAAACCAAACCGGGCCUGGGGGGCCGAGGCAGAACGGGCGGGGCCCCGUGGGGCCGGGCCGGGGCCGCACGGCACGGGGAGGCGGGGCGUUCCACGCAGGGAUCCUCCCCCCAGAGCACCCAGCCCUUAUCAUGACUAUACCAAAGCUACACACACAGACGGUGGCUGGGCACUGUGGGGGGAUGCGACCGCAAUGCGCACACAUACACACACACACACACACACACACACACACACAAUCACACACACACACUCACACACACAUACACACACACACUCACACUCACUCGCACACACACACACACUCACACACACACUCACACACAUAUACACACACACUCACACACACACACUCACACACACAUACACACACACACUCACACUCACUCGCACACACACACACACUCACACACAUAUACACACACACUCACACACACACACUCACACACACAUGCACACACACACUCACACUCACUCACACACACACACACAUACACACACUCACACACACACACACACACACACACACACUCACUCACUCACACACACACAUACACACUCACACACACAUACACACACGCAUACACACACACUCACACAUACACGCUCACUCACACACAUACGUACACACACAUACACAAACACACACACACACAAAGGAG